This is a messenger RNA of Lactuca sativa (garden lettuce), 618 nucleotides long. The record is from RefSeq and is a predicted model, not a curated record. NCBI's taxonomy places the organism in Eukaryota, Viridiplantae, Streptophyta, Magnoliopsida, Asterales, Asteraceae.
AUGGGUAGAGGAAAGAUUGCAAUCAGGAGAAUAUACAACUCAACCAAUAGGCAAGUGACGUUCUCAAAGAGACGGAAUGGGUUACUGAAGAAAGCAAAAGAGUUAGCCAUUUUAUGUGAUGUUGAAUUCGUCGCCAUCACAGAAUUUUUACAAGAAAAUCUAGAGAAGGGAGUUGUUAACAAUGUCGAGGUAGAUGUUCUUCAAUUAAGACGACUGAAUGUCGAGCUUCAUCUUCAAAAGAGAAUUCUUUGUUGCAGGAUUUCAUCAAUGGAGUCUCAGCUAGUUUCCUUAGCAAAAGAUUCUGAGAAUGAAUUUAUCCAAAAGAUCAAAUCCGAAGCAUCCAUAUUACGACAAAUAAACGAAGAUUUAUGCAAACAAGUUGAAGAUCUACAGGUAAGUCAAUUGAACGAAGUUGAUGAGCUUGUUUAUCUUAGAUGGGUCAAUUCCUGUCUCAAAAACGAGCUUCAAAAGUCGACUUUUUUUACUUCUGAUAUAUCUUCAAGCCCAGCUUCUGUUGAAUGGCGUAAUCCUUAUGUAUCAAGUGAUGAAACUUCUGAACAUGGUAGCACUCAAAAGAGAUUAAGUUCGAUUAAAAAGUGGAAAAAUGGUAUGUUUUAG